Molecule: messenger RNA, 2256 nt
Organism: Quercus robur (English oak)
Lineage: Eukaryota; Viridiplantae; Streptophyta; Magnoliopsida; Fagales; Fagaceae
Exons: 1
Coding region: 1-2256 (751 amino acids)
Source: RefSeq, a predicted model, not a curated record
AUGAUUUCGUUAGCUUCGUUAGCUAUACCAAAUUUGAAGCACGUAUGGGACACAUGGAAUGUGAGGGUAGUGAUUCUCGUAAGCCUGACACUCCAGGUCAUUUUGAUACUGGUUGCUCCCUUCAGGAAACGCACGACUAAUAAAGUAGUGAUCUUGUCCAUCUGGGUAUCCUACUUGCUGGCUGAUUGGGCUGCGAGCUUUGCUGUUGGACACAUCUCUAACGGUAGCAAAGAAUCUAAUGAUCCCUGUGAUAAGGAAGAUUUUAUUACUAGUGUACACUACUUCUUCUCCAGCGGUAAAGAAAAAGUCUCUAGUUGCAGUGUUAAGGGAGACGCAUUGUCCAUGAAUUAUGUUGACAUUUUAGCAUUUUGGGCUCCCUUCCUUUUGGUACACCUGGGUGGACCGGACACUAUCACUGCAUUUGCCCUUGAAGAUAAUGAGCUCUGGCUUAGGCACUUAUUCAGCCUCGGAGUCCAACUUGUGGUGACUUUGUACGUCUUCUGGCUCACAUUUCCUAAAAACAAGCUAUUGAUCCCAACAUUAUUGAUGUUUGCGGCUGGAAUCAUCAAAUAUUUUGAGCGGACACGUGCCUUGUUUCUUGCAAGCUUGAGUAGGUUCCGAAAAUCUCUGCUCAAAGAUCCUGAUCCGGGUCCCAACUAUGCGAAGCUCAUGGAGGAAUACUCUUCAAAGAAAGAAGCCGGACUACCAACAACAAUAGAAAUGACACGAGAGCCUAGUAAAGAAUCAAAGCUUGCAGCUAAUGUGAAAGAAGGAAAAUUAACAGAAGUUGAAGUGGUGACAUAUGCUUACCACUACUUCCAAAGAUUCAAGGGACUCAUCGUUGACAUUAUCUUCAGCUACCGUGAGCGAAACGAAAGCCGAGACUUUUUCCUGAUCAGAAAUGCAACAGAUGCGCUUAAAUUGAUAGAGUUAGAACUCAACUUCAUCUAUGAAGCUUUCUAUACCAAGGUCCUUGUUGUGCAUAGUUUAACCGGAUACAUAUUCAGGCUUAUAUCCAUUGUUUUGGUUUUGGUGGCCUAUGGACUCUUCUAUUCCUUGGACAAGCAUGAUUUCAAGAAGUUUGAUAUCAUUGUCACCUACACUUUGCUGUUUGGUGCCAUUAGCCUGGAUGUAAUUGCUCUCAUCAUGCUCAUUUCAUCUGACUGGACUAUUGCUGUUAUCAAUACCAAUAAGACACUAGCAAAAUACGUUCCGAAGUUUGUCGAAAAAUAUCUUCACUUAAAGAGUUUAAGGUGGUGUACAGGCUCUGACAAAUUUGAAGUAUUGAAUACGCCACGUAUUCUUCGCAGGUGGUCUGAAUCUGUGUCAAGUUUUAAUUUGAUAGCAUAUUGCCUCGAGCAACGUCCACAUGAAGACAGAGGGCGUUUUAGGCGUUUCAUGGAUAAAUUGGAUUAUUUUUCUGUUUGGGACACUGUAGCUGACUUCUUAUUUCCAAAAACAUAUCUGUAUCCAACAAAGAAACUCCCUAAAAAUCUAUGGAGCUUUAUAUUUGAUGAGUUGAAAGAGAAAUCCAAAGAAGCCGGAGAUGAUGCAGAAACUACCAAGAAGAUAUGCUCAGCUAGAGGUGCUUAUGCUAUUAAAGAAGGAUUUUGGAAUUUCGACCUUCCUAAAAUAGCAGAAAACUAUAUUGAAAAUAUUACCUAUGAUGAGAGCCUUCUGUUGUGGCACGUUGCUACUGAUCUCUGCUUUCAGAAACCCCAACAAGACAAAAACGCAACCGAAGGAGUAGAUGAGGACCGUCAUUACAGCAAGCUCCUCUCAGAUUACAUGAUAUAUCUUUUAGUGAAGCAGCCUAAUAUGAUGUCCGCGGUGGCUGGAAUAGGGCAAAUAAGAUAUCGGGAUACCUGUGCCGAAGCUGUAAAAUUCUUUACCAGAAGGGGUAUAAAACAUGAUCAGGGAAAAGCCUGUAAUGCCAUCUUAGCAGUGGAUACUGAAGUUAAACCUGUUUAUGUAAAGGGGGAUAGAAGCAAAUCUGUACUGUUUGAUGCAUCUAUGCUGGCCGAAGAGCUGGAAAAACUGGAACCGGAGCUGAGGUGGAAGAUAAUCAUCAAAGUAUGGGUGGAAAUGUUGUCAUAUGCCGCUAGUCAUUGCAGACCAGCUACCCAUGCACAACAAGUAAGUAAAGGAGGACAGCUUAUUUCUUUUGUUUGGUUACUCAUGGCUCAUUUUGGCCUUGGGGAGCAGUUCCAAAUCAAUGAGGGCCAUACUAGGGCCAAGCUGAUUGUAGGUAAGUAG